AUGUCCAUAGAGAAGAUUUGGGCCCGGGAGAUCCUGGACUCCCGUGGGAAUCCCACGGUGGAGGUGGAUCUCCACACUGCCAAAGGUCUUUUCCGGGCUGCGGUGCCCAGUGGAGCCUCCACCGGUAUCUACGAGGCCCUGGAGCUAAGGGAUGGGGACAAACAGCGUUACUUGGGCAAAGGUGUCCUGAAGGCCGUGGAACACAUCAACACCACCAUUGCCCCGGCCCUCAUCAGCUCAGGUGUGUCUGUGGUGGAGCAAGAGAAGCUGGACAACCUGAUGUUGGACUUGGAUGGGACUGAGAACAAGUCCAAGUUUGGGGCCAAUGCCAUCCUGGGUGUGUCCCUGGCCGUGUGUAAGGCAGGGGCUGCCGAGCAGGAACUGCCCCUUUACCGACACAUUGCCCAGCUGGCCGGGAACUCAGACCUCAUCCUGCCUGUCCCGGCCUUCAAUGUGAUCAACGGUGGCUCUCACGCUGGGAACAAGCUGGCCAUGCAGGAGUUCAUGAUCCUCCCAGUGGGGGCUGAGAGCUUCCGGGAUGCCAUGCGACUUGGGGCAGAGGUCUACCACACACUCAAGGGCGUCAUCAAGGACAAAUACGGCAAGGAUGCCACCAACGUGGGGGAUGAAGGUGGCUUUGCUCCCAACAUCCUGGAGAACAGUGAGGCCUUGGAACUGGUGAAGGAAGCCAUUGACAAGGCUGGCUACACAGAGAAGAUCGUCAUUGGCAUGGAUGUUGCCGCCUCGGAGUUUUACCGCGAUGGCAAAUAUGACUUGGAUUUCAAGUCUCCCGCUGAUCCUUCCCGAUACAUCACCGGGGACCAGCUGGGGGCCCUCUACCAGGACUUUGUCAGGGACUAUCCUGUGGUCUCCAUUGAGGACCCCUUUGACCAGGACGAUUGGGCCGCCUGGUCCAAGUUCACAGCCAACGUGGGGAUCCAGAUUGUGGGUGAUGACCUGACAGUGACCAACCCCAAGCGAAUCGAGCGGGCGGUGGAGGAGAAGGCCUGCAACUGUCUGCUGCUGAAGGUCAACCAGAUCGGUUCAGUCACUGAAGCCAUUCAAGCGUGCAAGCUGGCCCAGGAGAACGGCUGGGGGGUCAUGGUGAGUCACCGCUCCGGAGAGACUGAGGACACGUUCAUCGCUGACCUGGUGGUGGGGCUGUGCACAGGCCAGAUCAAGACUGGUGCCCCGUGCCGUUCUGAGCGUCUGGCUAAGUACAACCAGCUCAUGAGAAUCGAAGAAGAACUAGGGGACGAAGCUCGCUUCGCGGGACAUAACUUCCGCAACCCCAGUGUGCUGUGA
Molecule: messenger RNA, 1305 nt
Organism: Rangifer tarandus platyrhynchus (Svalbard reindeer)
Lineage: Eukaryota; Metazoa; Chordata; Mammalia; Artiodactyla; Cervidae
Source: the annotation of a GenBank genome assembly